UUCCGUCUUUGUCUUCUUCCAGGUAACACCAUGAUGAUCAUAGAGGAGAGCAUGUCGAACGGAUCAUUAGAUUCCUUCCUUAGGAAACACGAGGGCCAGCUGAGUGUGAUGCAGCUGAUGGAUAUGCUGACCGGCGUGGCAUCGGGGAUGAAGUACCUCACAGAAAUGGGCUUCGUUCACAAACGGCUGGCUGCACACAAGGUUCUAGUUAACGCCAACCUGGGCUGCAAGGUGUCUGGCUUCAGACCUCUACAGGAGGACAAGAUCGAGGCAAUCUACACCACACUGCACGGAGGGAAGAGCGUGGUGCUGUGGAGCGCUCCGGAGGCCAUCCAGUACCACCGCUUCUCCUCCGCCUCCGACGUCUGGAGCUUCGGCAUUGUCAUGUGGGAGGUCAUGUCCUACGGAGAGAGACCCUACUGGGAUAUGGGCAACCAGGAUGUGAUUAAGGCCAUUGAGGAUGGUUUCAGGCUGCCGGCUCCAGUAAACUGCCCUCCACAUCUCCACCAGCUGAUGCUGGACUGCUGGCAGAAGGAGAGGACAGAGAGGCCCACCUUCAGCCAGAUCCACUCAGCCCUCAGUAAGAGCAUUCGCUCCCCUGAUGGCAUCGGUUCCUCCACACUUGCACGCAGAACCCUGAGUUCAUCCAUCACGCUCGCAGAGAGGCCCCUCCCCUCCUUCCCGUCUUUUAACUCAGUGGGAGAGUGGCUGGACGCGGUGGACAUGGGCCGUUACAAGGACAACUUCACAGCGGCGGGAUACUGCUAUUUAGAGUCUGUGGCGCGGAUGACUGUCCAAGACGUUCUGAGCCUCGGCAUCACUUCCCUCGAGCACCAGAAGCUGAUACUGGCCGCCAUCCAGACGCUCAGAGCCCAGGUCAUCCAGAUGCACGGCCGCGGUGUGCAGGUCUGACAAACAGUUGACGCACCUCGUCUUAAAAACUGCUGCUGCAGACCUACACACGGACGGAGGGGACGGAGGAGAGGAGACGGGGAUCUUCCAAACCGAAGCAAAGACGAGCAGAUCUACCUGCUGUCGACACUGCUCUAUCUACUCCUCCUUCCCAUACGCCUUCCUUGAUUCCUUCCUUCCUUUUUUAUAUUACGUAACCCCCUCAGAGACAAGCAGUGUUCUUGUCUCGAUUGUGGGGACUGCAGAGGAGUGAUGUCAUGACUUUUCUUGUGGCCUCUUUCUGGAUCAGCGUGUAAAGCUGUCUGAAGCUGACCUCAGAGAUGCUGGAAAGGCGUGGACCUUCUAACGCUGCAAACACACCAAGUAAUGGACAAGUUACAGCUUGAAGAAACAUUCAUAUUUCGGGUGGAAAUUUCCCUUUACCACGACAUGAAUUCACUAAAAACAAUAUCUAAUUAAAAAGGCAGAAACUCUUCACUGGCCUUUUGAGGAAAUAAGUCUCUCCACAGAACCUUAAGAGCUGAUUUUAAUGUCAAACAUGAACUGAUUUAGUACGAGGGCACUUAAUCAUAUCAUAGCACGAGCGAGCUGAUCUCAAAUCAGACGUCUGAAGAACUUUUCAGAAGCUCAAUCAUGGUGAGAGUGGUAGUGAACAGUAAAAGAGGAAGACUGCGCUGUCCCAUGACCGGGAAGAGUUGGAUUAGGCCUCAAAGACAGGCUGCACCAACAUGGCUAGCAAACAUCUAUCUAGUCCUUUAUAACAUUUAAAAAGUGUACCUGGUGGGAUGAGUUAUGAGUGAUGAUAUGCUGAACUUUCAGGAACAUCAGCCUGUUAGUUUCUUUUCCUUAGCAGUUGAACGGAAGCUGCAGGAAUCAACUGCACAGCGAAAGUUUGAAAAAAAGUGUUUGUUCAUUUCUUGUAUGUUUUACAAUUCUUUGUCAUAUUUUCUUUCAUUUAUAUGUCUUCCUGUGUGUUUAAAGCAUCUAACCCCCCCCUCUCAGCCUGCUGUAAGUCAUCUCAGUAACAUAUCCCCCCCCUUUUCUCGACCAUGUUGAAAUACAGGCUCACUCUGACGAACGGCCUGAUUCAGAUAUUUACCCACGUUUAUUUAUGUCUACAGAUUGUUAUGCAAAACGUCUCCAGAAAGAGAGGUAAUAAAGGUUUAUUUAUUCAGCGAAAUAUUCAAAAGAAAAACGUCAGCAAAGCAGUUUGAAUCUUCUUGUUUUGAUGAUUUUAUUAAGUUUAAGAGGUCAUAUUAUGCCCUUUUUGGGGUUCAUAUAUUUAAUCUAUGUAUCUACUAAAGUAUGUUCACAAUA
This is a messenger RNA of Labrus bergylta (ballan wrasse), 2229 nucleotides long. The record is from RefSeq and is a predicted model, not a curated record. Lineage: Eukaryota; Metazoa; Chordata; Actinopteri; Labriformes; Labridae.